Fraxinus pennsylvanica is the source of this 1044-nucleotide messenger RNA. Lineage: Eukaryota; Viridiplantae; Streptophyta; Magnoliopsida; Lamiales; Oleaceae. The record is from the annotation of a GenBank genome assembly.
AUGAUUACUUUAAUCCCACAAUCUUCAGCACCGAACCCCUUUCAAUUAUCCAAAUUGUAUAACAGCAAUUGCCUUUUCAAAUCUUCAAUUUCCCCAAUCCGAGUGAAAUUCACCCUGAAACGACGUCGUUUUCACAUUCAGGCCUCUUCUCUAGUCCUCCCACUUCUUCCGUUCCCAAUUGACCAGGUGCUCGUUCCAUCCGAGGCUAAAACGCUUCAUCUUUAUGAAGCGAGAUAUCUGGCGCUUCUAGAGGAGUCUUUAUUUAAGAAGAAAAAGCUAUUUGUACAUUUCGUAUUAGAUCCCAUCAUGCUUAGUGAUACAUCGGAGGAAGCAUCAUUUGCUGCUAGAUAUGGUUGCUUGGUCAAAAUAGAUAAAGUUGAACAACUAGAAGUUGGAGCAUUAGUCUCGAUAAGGGGGGUUGGUCGCGUCAAAAUAUUGGAAUUUAAACAGGCAAGUUGUUUCAUCCAUUUUUAUCAAGUACGUCCUGGAAACCUUGUUUUCUCGAACUUCUAUUCUGUCCUCAUCGGAUUUCUUCUGACCCAUGAUGCAGUUUACCACAUAGGUGGGAGAAGAGAUUUGGGACCUCUGAUGUGGCAGGUGAUUUCAGACAGCCAAGGUGUUAUUAUUGGCAAAGAGAGUCUGACUGGAUGUGUACAGACAGAUUUAGAUUGUGGAAGAUAUAGGUACAAGGACGUUGCUACUAAUAGAAGGAGAUUAUACUACCCAUCUUGGUUGGAUAAGAGAUUUGUCCCUCAGGAGGCAUUGAUGCAGACUCAGACAGCAAAUUCUCUGAUUUGGGCUGAAACGGCACCGGACCUGGACUGUGAUGAUGCAUUCAUUCCAUCUGUGGCUGAACGUGUUUCCUUUUCAGCACUUCAAGCGGUUUCAGGUGGAACUAAAUUAGAGUGGCUGAAGUUACAAAAAGAGAAGGUUACAGCAAUGGAAAUGAAAGAUACCCUAGAAAGACUGAACAAAUCUAUAGAAUUGGUUAAAAAUAAUAUCUCCACGGUUGCAGCUAAGCUCGCCAUUCAAUCUGUACUUUAG